AUCUGGAGAGAGUCUACUUUUAGGUGGGAUAGUAGCAGAGCCAGGACUGGGGGUGUUCUGCUGAGGUCUGUUUUACGAUCAAAAUGUCGUUCAUCCAGGUAGAGCAGAACUCAGAUUUCCCUCUCCAGAACCUUCCCUAUGGGGUUUUCUCUACUAGGGACAAGCCAAGGCACAGGAUUGGGGUGGCGAUUGGAGACCAGAUAUUGGAUCUGAGUGCUGUUAAACAUCUGUUCACUGGACCAGUGCUUUCCAAGCAUCAUAAUGUCUUCGACCAGCCAACGCUUAACGACUUCAUGGGGUUGGGCUGCGAGGCGUGGAAGGAAGCUAGAGCCUUUCUCCAAAAGCUCCUGUCAGCCCGGGAGCCAGUGCUCAGAGACGACUCAGAGCUACGAAAAAGAGCAUUUGUACCUCAAGCCUCCGCCAUAAUGCAUCUGCCAGCUGAAAUCGGAGAUUACACUGACUUCUAUUCUUCACUGCACCAUGCCAUGAAUGUUGGGAUCAUGUUCAGAGGGAAGGAGAAUGCUUUGAACCCUAACUGGUUGCAUUUACCUGUUGGCUACCAUGGGCGAGCUUCUUCAGUUGUGGUGUCUGGGACACCAAUCCACAGACCAUUAGGACAGACACGCCCAGAUGAUGCUAAACCUCCAGUGUUUGGUGCUUGCAAACGUUUGGACCUUGAGUUAGAAAUGGCAUUCUUCGUAGGCCCAGGGAACAAGCUGGGGGAGCCUAUUCCAAUCGCCAAGGCUGAUGACCACAUUUUUGGAGUGGUUCUUAUGAAUGACUGGAGUGCUCGUGACAUUCAGAAGUGGGAAUAUGUUCCAUUGGGUCCAUUUCUAAGCAAGAGCUUUGGCACAACUAUAUCUCCCUGGGUCGUUACUAUGGAAGCUCUCAUGCCAUUUGUGUUGCCAAAUCCUAUCCAGGAUCCCAAGCCGCUACCUUACCUCUGUGAUGAAGAGCCCUAUACAUUUGACAUAAAUCUCUUUGUUGCCAUUAAAGGAGAAGGAAUGAGCAAGCCAAGGACUAUAUGCAAAUCAAACUUUAAGCACAUGUACUGGACCAUGAAACAGCAGCUGGCUCAUCACAGCUGCAAUGGAUGCAACCUUAAACCUGGAGACCUCCUGGCAUCUGGGACAAUCAGUGGUCCUGAUCCAGAGAGCUUUGGCUCCAUGUUGGAGCUGUCGUGGAACGGAACAAAAGAAAUUGACCUUGGCAACGGGCAGUCUCGUAAGUUUCUGCAGGAUGGAGAUGAAGUCGUCGUGACAGGUUACUGCCAGGGGAAUGGUUACCGAGUGGGAUUUGGCCAAUGUUCAGGAAAAGUACUUCCUGCACUAUCUCUUCCAUGAUCCCACAUCCUUGAAAACUUCGGAGGAAGAGAAGAAUCUGUCCACCCAAGCCUUCUCAGUACAUGGCCUUUGGAGCGCUUCUCUUGCUUGGAGAAAUCAAAAUGUGCUGCAAAUUCUGUUUUCAAAUCAGUAUUGUCUGUAUUUGUAUAAAUGCUUGGAUCUUCAUGACAUUCCAGUCCUUGUCAAUAAAAGUCUCACUGGUGA
Alligator mississippiensis (American alligator) is the source of this 1547-nucleotide messenger RNA. RefSeq names its product fumarylacetoacetate hydrolase (gene FAH). The record is from RefSeq and is a predicted model, not a curated record. The coding region runs from base 84 to 1343 and encodes 419 amino acids. Gene Ontology annotation, biological process: L-phenylalanine catabolic process; homogentisate catabolic process; L-tyrosine catabolic process. NCBI's taxonomy places the organism in Eukaryota, Metazoa, Chordata, Crocodylia, Alligatoridae. The transcript is spliced from 14 exons. Gene Ontology annotation, molecular function: fumarylacetoacetase activity.